UAACAAGUUAGCUAACGUUGUCAUACAUUUUCUUCUUACUGUGAAAAGACCUGUUUACAUUCCGGCAGAUGUGCAUGCAAGUGAAUUGCUAUCUUUGUUUUGGUCGUAGCACAUUCGACAUGCGCGGUCCUAAAGAUUUUCACCUGGAAGAGUGCCUGACCCGCAAAUGUAGCCUACAAAUGUGUUUACACGGCGGCAGUUGUAUUGAGUAAUACCGUUUAAAAAAAACUAUAGCCACUCAAACUUUAUAUUAGGAACAAAACACUUUGAGGCUCAAGCACUGAGUUCCCUACCCAUAGCCUACACACAAGCUAUUGUGGCUUUACAACAACCGUUACAUUAUCGGUCUAUGGACUGUUUAUUUACUGGGCACUAUUAAACAAGCUACAUUUUUAUAUUCACUGUAAUGUUUUAGAUCAGUUAUCAUAGCCUACUGCCUCUCGGAGUCAUGCUACACGACUCAAUUCCUCAACUGGAUCACCGAAAUAAUGUGGAGGGUUUGAGAAUUAUUUUAAACGUCUUACCCGAUACACGCUCUUGUUUCUCAUAAUGUAUUCCGUUUUUAUUUCCGUUAUUGUUACCUAUGCCCAACAUGUUAAAAUGCAUAUAGGAAGUUUCUCUGCAGUAGUGAUGACUAAACUGGCCCAUCGCGGCUCCGUGACUAAAUCUCGUUUUGGAGCGUGUACUAUCACUGGUUCGAUCCCACCUUGAUACUUUUCAUAAAGUUUCACAUGUAGCCUACAGGUUUUAUUUUUGUAAGAGAUUCAUUGUCUAAUAUGAUUUUAAACACUCCCUGCUACGAUGGAAUUAUUUUCAGCAGGUGAUUGAUGUUUAUUCUUCCCAUUUAGGCUACGUGUUUGAUUCAUGCUGUGACAGGAUAUAGCUUAGCUAGGCUAACAUCAUAAUUAAUUUCAUAUGGGCUUCCUAUAUGCAAUUUAACACGUUGGACAUAGCAAAUGACAGCCAUUGGCUGUGGCAAUUAGAACCAAUUUUCAACCAAUGAGCUUGUAUUAUUGGACAGUUAUACAACGUUUUGGAGUUGUGCCGUCAACUGUAUAUUUUGAAACCCGAAUUUAAGGACUAUAAACACAGAGGGUUAUUAUUUCGGGAUGUGUAUUGCAGCUCCAGAUAAGAAUCUAUGGUACAUCCAUUCAGCGAGCGAAGGCUGGCAACUAUACUUUACUGUGUCAGUCGCCCUUCCCCUUUUCAGCUUGGUGGUCGCCCUUCACUGGUCACGGAACAAAUGGGGAAAUCACCCUAUAUCCAAGAGCAUAGGCACACACGCGCUUCCACAAUCAAGCUGGAGGGCAGUGUCGUCUUCUAUCAACACAGAGUUUCGUCGCAUUGACAAGUUUGCCACGGGUGCCCCUGGAGCCCGGGUAAUCGUCACAGACACUUGGGUCAUGAAGGUUACAACCUACUACUUGCAUGUGGCGCAGCAGCAGGAUAUCCACCUGACUGUUAUAGACUCCAAGCAGCAUGAGCUGUCGCCGGACUCUGACACUCCUGUGCAGAUUCUGACCAUCACUGUGGCCAGCAUUAACCCCAAUGUCAAGUCUUUUGACAUAAGAUUAAAUUCUACAGAUUAUGGGGAGUUGCGUGAAAAACUGCAUGCCCCAAUCAGAAACGCAGCCAAUGUCGUCAUCCACCAGACCCUGAGUGACCUGUUCCUGGAGACGUUCAAAUCCCAUGUGGAAGUCAACCAGAUCUACUCACUCCCCAGUGGAAUGGUGCUGGGAAACAUCAGAAGUGAUGGUCGUCAGGUUCUGUUAAAAGUUCGGACCGGGGCGUGGCCUAGGGACCGAUCGCGUUUUCUUAUAUUGUGGGCAUACACUUUCACCAAAUUUUGGAGGAGCUGGAGCCAUGCAUUGGCUGCAUGCAGGUUCAUGCCAACACCAAGCUGCUGCGGCUGUGCCAGGAUGAGGGUCAGUACGAGGGCGAAUGCCAACAGUGCUACUGCCGUCCCAUGUGGUGCCUCACCUGCCUGGGCAAGUGGUUUGCCAGCCGACAGGACCAGCAGCACCCUGAGACCUGGCUGGCCAGCAGGGUGCCCUGCCCGACCUGUCGGGCCAAAUUCUGCAUUCUAGAUGUCUGUUUGGUGCAGUGACCCUGCAGCGUGCCUUUCCCCACAGACUGAGAUGUGUGCAACAGGCCAGACUGUAAGCUUAGGCCAGCUGUUUGUCUUACAUUACAGGGCACCUAUAUGAUCAGUAGUAUGAAUUGGAUUUGUAGGUAUUGUUUUUUUUCUUUAUCUUUAUUAAACCGGAAGCAUUCCCUGGAUUAUUUAAACCACCCAGUAAUGUUUAUUUUCUUACAAGGGACUUUUUGACACUUACCAUGGUGGGGCUGCUUAUACUUAUCCAGUACUGUACGGAUUGAAUAGUUAUGGGAUUUUAAUCGUUUUCUCUGGCUGUCAUUCUGUAUCAAGUGAUUUGACAAUAGUAUGUUCAUCUAGGCUGCAUGACAUGAUCUUGUUUUUUUUUUUUGUUUUUUUUUUUUUUUUUUUUCCUUCAUUUUUGUGUUGUUCUCCAUUGUGGUUUCAUUACUAAGGGCACUGCAGUAAUUAUGAUUUAACUGGCUAAUUUGGUGAUUAAGAAGGGCAUUUCAUGUGGUUGUAUUAUGGGGUAGCUUGAUUUCAUAGUUAAUUUAGUUUCCUAGUAAAUCUACAUUUGUAUGAAGCAAUCUCUCCAAACACCUAAUGAACCAACAAUGCAAUAUUUUCUGGCUUCAAUGGUGAUUUUUGAAAUUUCACAAAAGAUGAAAAAUGCUGAAAGCAGAAAAUAUUUAUUGAGUACUGUUAUUCGAUCAGUUGUAAAUACAAUCUUAAAUAAACAACCUGUGUGACGA
This is a messenger RNA of Conger conger (European conger), 2847 nucleotides long. It is a transcript of the gene tmem129, whose product is annotated as transmembrane protein 129, E3 ubiquitin protein ligase. Lineage: Eukaryota; Metazoa; Chordata; Actinopteri; Anguilliformes; Congridae. The transcript is spliced from 5 exons. Gene Ontology annotation, molecular function: ubiquitin protein ligase activity. Gene Ontology annotation, biological process: protein ubiquitination. Bases 1110 to 2087 code for a protein of 325 amino acids. The record is from RefSeq and is a predicted model, not a curated record. Gene Ontology annotation, cellular component: endoplasmic reticulum; membrane.